AAAACUGACAAAAAGAGACGACAUAUUUUUAAGUUUUGACUAUAAUUCUUGAUUUCCGUCACCGGUGGCCGGUGGGAUCUGUGGAGGAGUUGGGAAGUGCGUGUUUCAGUUUCUAACCAUUUACUUCUUUUUCUCUCUCUAGACACGCGUGAGUCUCUGGUUUAUGAUGAUAUCACCGACGCGGAUCCUUGCCAGGUCAAUGGUUUGAUCUUGAGAGACUUAUCUCCUUUUUAAUCGGCAAAAGGUCUGAAAUCUUGAAAUCUGAUCUCAGUCUUCAAUCUCUCUCACCCAAACAUGAUGCACAUGAGAACCAAAGCACCGGAGCCGACUAUGGCCGCCGCCGGCGCCGGUGGUGGUGAUAAUGAAUGGGAGGUCCGGCCAGGAGGAAUGCUAGUCCAGAAGCGAGAUCCGAAUGAAGAACAGACCCGUAUACCUCCACCUACUAUAAGAGUUCGUGUCAAAUACGGGUCCAUUUACCAUGAAAUCCGUAUCAAUUCCCAAGCCACUUUUGGUGAAUUGAAGAAGAUGUUAACCGGACCAACAGGACUACACCAUGAAGAUCAAAAAAUUAUGUACAAAGAUAAAGAAAGAAGCUCCAAAACUUUUCUCGAUGUUGUCGGCGUGAAGGAUCGAUCGAAAAUGGUGGUGUUGGAAGAUCCGAUUAGCCAAGAGAAAAGAUACAUCGAGAUGCGAAAGAACGCAAAAAUGGAGAAGGCGGCGAAAUCGAUAUCUGAAAUUAGCUUAGAGGUCGAUAGACUCGCUGGCCAGGUGUCGGCGCUUGAAUCGGUGAUCUCUAAAGGCGGGAAAGUGGCGGAGAAGACGAUGUUGAAUCUGAUCGAGUUACUGAUGAACCAACUGCUUAAAUUGGACGGAAUUAUGGCGGAAGGAGAUGUGAAAUUGCAAAGAAAAAUGCAGGUGAAAAGGGUUCAAAAGUACGUGGAAGCUCUCGAUGUUUUGAAGAUUAAAAACUCAAUGCCGGAGCAGCCGCCGGCAGAACCGAAGCAUUCAAACGGGCAUGGUAGCGCCGCCUCACCAAACCACCCAUUUCCUAAAUCCAGACGGUCUGUUGGGCAUUUUCCACCUAUACCGGUGGCGCCUAAACAGCAACCACCACCACAACCGCCGAGGAACUCAGGGGAGGUUGUGGUGACUACACAAUGGGAGACUUUUGAUUCGAUGCCGACGGCAGCGCCACCGUCAUCAUCCAGCAAUACAAUACAUCAUCCCAAAUUCAGCUGGGAUUUACUUUAAAUUAGUUAUUAUUAUUUUUUUUUUAAAGAAAAGAAUUAUAUAGUAUCUUAAUAGUGUGUGAAUUGUGAAAGUGUUUCUUUUGAUAUGGCAUCUAUUGUCGUCUAUUCUUUGCUGUACCUAGAGUUUUUAUGUUUCUUUUUGGGGUCAUUCCCUUUACAAAUAAACGGGUAUAUCUUUUAUAUUAUAUACUAAUAAAUCUCGCUUUAUGUUGUUUC
Molecule: messenger RNA, 1466 nt
Organism: Lactuca sativa (garden lettuce)
Lineage: Eukaryota; Viridiplantae; Streptophyta; Magnoliopsida; Asterales; Asteraceae
Product: BAG family molecular chaperone regulator 2
Biological process (GO): protein stabilization
Cellular component (GO): cytoplasm
Molecular function (GO): adenyl-nucleotide exchange factor activity; protein-folding chaperone binding
Source: RefSeq, a predicted model, not a curated record